AUGGCUCAAGAAAUUGAAAAGUACCUAAUGGAAAAGUUCCGGAAUGGACUUGAUGGGAGAGACAAAAGUAUCUCUAAGAUUCCAAGGUACAGCCAAUUUCAAGAAAUAAAAAUUUUACUUGAUGACAUUUUCAGCUCAUCGUUGCAUGAUUCAUCCAUCAGAAAUAAGCUUUACGACCUGAACAAUGUUUUGGCUGAGUGCCAGAUGCUUUCGAGAAAACUCGGUUUCAACUCUCCCAAGGAGCUACUCACCAUAAACAGAAUCAGAAGGGAUUUAAACAGGAUCAAGAGGGAGCUCAAGGUUAUAAAGGAUAAUAAGAGAUCAUUGCAUGGAAAUACCGAUCCACAACCUAAUAAUGGUCAAGCAAGCUCAAAGGGUGGAGAGCUUUCGAGGUGGACUACUCAUUCACUAGAUGCAUCCAAGGUUUAUGGAUUUGAUGAUGAUGUGAUUUUGAUGAAGAAGUUGCUUUUACAGCAAGGAACUGAUGAUCGGUUCAGGGCAGUAGGCAUUGUUGGUAGGGAAGGUAUAGGAAAAACAACACUUUGCCAGGUCUUAUUCAACGAACAAGAAGUGAAAAACACAUUCCUUCCGAGGAUCUGGGUGUGCAUGGCCAGACACCCGGAUGACGACGACAAUGAGGUUCCGAAAAUAGUAAUUGUCAAAAGAAUGUUGAUGCACCUCGGAGUUGGAAAGGAGAUGGUCAAGUCCGUUUGUGAGAAGCAUGGCCUCGGGGGACUGCUGUAUGCUCUUCGCCUGCAAUUGAUCGGCAAGAGGUAUCUGAUUGUGCUUGACCAUGCCAGGGAGACGGACUCAUGGUGUGGACAGCUGGAUUCGUGUUUGACUCGUGAUAAGGAAUGGGAUGACGGCCUUGCAUUUGGACUCCCAAAAGGGCAUGGGGGAAGACUCAUAGUCACAAGUCGGAAUGAAGAUAUAGCAAAAAUGAUGGUCGGGAAGGAAAAUAUACAUCACCUUCUGCCCCUUUCGGAUCAUGAAAGCUGCUGGGCGAUAUUCAUAGACGCAGUUGGUCGGAUUCCCUCCAGUCCCUCAAACUUGGAAGAUGUGACAGAUGAUGAAGGCUUAUGGGCGCUAUUAAAGAACGCUGUUGAGAAUAAUCGGACUCCAUCCAGACCCUCAAACUUGGAAGAUCUGAUAAAUAAUGAAAGCUUCUGGGUGACAUUCAUAGACGCUGUUAAGAAUAAUUGGAUUUCAAUUCCAUCCGGUCCCUCAAACUUGGAGCAUCGGGCAGAUAAUGAAAGCUUCUGGGAGAUAUUCAUGGACCCUGUUAAGAAUAAUCGGAUUCCAUCCGGUCCCUCAAACUUGGAAGAUCUGAAAUUUGAAGUCAAAGAAAAAUGUGGGGGCAUUCCAUUAGCAUUAAAUAUGAUGGGACAGGCAACGCAAGAAUCACUUAUGAUCAUUCGUGGCACGAAUCCUUAG
Messenger RNA from Pyrus x bretschneideri (Chinese white pear), 1434 nucleotides. RefSeq names its product disease resistance RPP13-like protein 4. NCBI's taxonomy places the organism in Eukaryota, Viridiplantae, Streptophyta, Magnoliopsida, Rosales, Rosaceae. Bases 1 to 1434 code for a protein of 477 amino acids. The record is from RefSeq and is a predicted model, not a curated record. The transcript has a single exon. Gene Ontology annotation, biological process: defense response to other organism. Gene Ontology annotation, molecular function: ADP binding.